Carassius gibelio (silver crucian carp) is the source of this 2658-nucleotide messenger RNA. Its product is annotated as gastrula zinc finger protein XlCGF57.1-like. The transcript has 3 exons. Bases 372 to 2042 code for a protein of 556 amino acids. The record is from RefSeq and is a predicted model, not a curated record. Gene Ontology annotation, molecular function: RNA polymerase II cis-regulatory region sequence-specific DNA binding; DNA-binding transcription factor activity. Lineage: Eukaryota; Metazoa; Chordata; Actinopteri; Cypriniformes; Cyprinidae. Gene Ontology annotation, biological process: regulation of transcription by RNA polymerase II.
GUCUUUUCUAGUUGGAAGAAAGGUUUAUGUUUUAGACUUCUAGCGUGUUUACAUUCCUGUAAACCCCUAAUUAUACAGUAUCUUAAUAUUGUGAUUAUAAAAUGCAGCAGCGUAUGAAAAGGACCUUUAUUUUGAUCUGGUAAUAUGACGUCAUAAGGCUGCGCCGGGCUCCUCCAGCAUCCUUUAUAGUUGGGAGAAAGGUUUAUGUUUUAGACUUCUAACGUGCUUAAAUCGAUGUAAACCAUCUAUAUUGUAGUAUGUACAAGGCAAUUUAAUGACACUGUAAUUUUUACACGUUGGUAACAGAAGAAGUUAUUUUGAUCUCAAUUCUGCCCAAGUGUGCGAACACAAAGCCCUCGUUCAGUGUAAAGAUGUGGUUUGUUAAAGAGGAGACGGAAGACUUGAGGAUCGCAGACUCUUUUAGAGUCAAACGUGAAGAUACGGAGACACAAACAGGGCUGAGGGUGCUGAAGGAGGAGGGUCAAGAACUGAAUAAAAGGGAAAUUGAGUAUCAACAUCAUUCAUUAAUAACAGGAGAAAAAUCUUUAAGUUGCUCACAGAACGAAAAUACUUUGUCACGAAAAAGAGCUCAAACGACUAGUCCAACUAGUGGUCAUUUCGAUCAACAUGGAAACCUUGAUGUCAACAUGAGAAUUCACAUAGGAGACAAGCCAUUCUCCUGCCAGCAGUGUGGGAAGAGUUACACCUCAAAAGGAAGUCUCAAAGAUCACAUGAGAGUUCACACUGGAGAGAACCCUUUCACCUGCCAACAUUGUGGAAAAAGUUUCAUUCGAAAAGGAAACCUGACUGUCCACAUGAAAAUUCACACUAGAGAGAGCCCAUUCACCUGCCAGCAGUGUGGGAAAAGUUUUGUUCAGAAAGGUAGUCUUAAAUCCCACACAAGAGUUCACACUGGAGAGAGUCCUUUUAUCUGUCAACAAUGUGGAAAAAGUUUCACUCAAAAAGGAAACCUGAAAGUCCACAUGAGAAUUCACUCUAAAGAGACCCCAUUCUCCUGCCAACAGUGUGGAAAAAGUUUCACUCAGAAAGGAAGUCUUAAAGAUCACAUGAAAAUUCACACUGGAGAGAACCCUUUUACCUGCCAACAUUGUGGAAAAAGUUUCAUUCGAAAAGGAAACUUGAAAGUCCACUUGCGAGUGCACACUAGAGAGAGCCCAUUCUCCUGCCAACAGUGUGGAAAAACUUUUACUCAGCAAACAAGUCUUAAAAUCCACAUAAGAAUUCACACUGGAGAGAAGCCUUUCACAUGCCCUCAAUGUGGAAGGAGUUUUACACAUAAAGGAACCCUUAAUAACCAUGUGACCACUCACACAGGAGAGAAGCCAUUUGUAUGUAGUCAGUGUGGAAAGUGUUUCCGAUUUACGGUAACCCUUAAAGACCACAUGAGGAUUCACUCGAGAGAGAUCCGUUUUGUAUGCCAUCAGUGUGGAAGGAGUUUCACAGACAGAAAUGAUCUUAAGAACCAUGUAGUAACUCACAUCGGAGAGAAGGCUUUUAUGUGCCAUUACUGUGGGAAGUCUUUCAAAAACCAUGCAAACCUUGAGGUUCAUUUAAGAAUUCACACUGGAGAGAAGCCUUUCAGCUGCACUCAAUGUGGAAAGAGUUUCACAGUUAAAGGAAACCUUGACAUUCACACGAGGGUUCACACUAAAGAGAGGCCUUACAGGUGCCUUCGGUGUGAGAAGAGUUUCACAUAUCACACGGACCUGAAACGUCAUUUGCUAACUCAUUCUGGAGAGAAAUUCCAGUGUUCUGAGUGUGACAAGGGGUUUCGAAAAAUAAGCAAUUACAGAAAACACUUGCAUAUGCAUUCGGGAGGAAGACCAUUUAAUUGUGUUAAGAGUAAAAGAGAAAUCCUAAAACUCUCAUCACACUUAGAUUUACAUUUGAAAAGGCAUGCAUAUGUGAGACUGUAUUCUUGUUCUUUUUGUGGAAAAAGCUUUAAAUGGCUCCGCAAUUUAAUAUGCCACCAGAAGAGGCACAUCUGUGUGAAAUCAAAGCUGCGUUUACGUCGCAGAUGACUGUGGCCCAAACUUGAUUUUCUUAUUAUUUUUUAGUUUGUUUACAUGACAUUUAAAAAAAAUGGUAUAAUACUUAAAUCAGUAUGUUGUAGUCGUGUCUACUACAUUCAUAGAGCAUUCAUUUAUGACGCAAUACAUUUUACACUCCUCGACUUACAGAUUAUAUAAAACUGUAAGAUUGGAUGGUGACUGAUGGUGGACAGCCAUUUUCAAGUUUCUCCACAGGUUGGAUUGGAUUUAAAUAUGGGCUCUGACUCUGUCACUCAAGGACAUUCUCAGAUUCAUCCCUAAGCCACUCUUAUAUUGUCUUGUACCCACAUGUGCAAUGGCAUUAAAGUAAAAUCUAAUCUAAUCUAUUGUCUUGGCUGUAUUUAGGGUCAUUGAAGUCUGAGUGCUCUGGGCAGGCCACAUCUGUAAAAAUCUCUGAAGUCAAGUGAAGUGAAGUGCAAGAUCACAUUUUCAGUAUCAAUCUGGAAGUUGGCUGCAAACUUGGAACUUGGUCCAUUUCACAUUAAUUUGUAAUUUGUUUCAUCCACUGCCUACAUGAUAGCAAAACAUGUCAGUCAUUGUUGUGCAUUCACAUCAAAUGUACAUUAAAACCCCUUCUGAAUAUAGA